Chaetura pelagica (chimney swift) is the source of this 275-nucleotide messenger RNA. RefSeq names its product protein Hikeshi-like. The record is from RefSeq and is a predicted model, not a curated record. The annotation marks the transcript as partial. NCBI's taxonomy places the organism in Eukaryota, Metazoa, Chordata, Aves, Apodiformes, Apodidae. Gene Ontology annotation, cellular component: nucleus; cytosol. Gene Ontology annotation, biological process: protein import into nucleus. The transcript is spliced from 2 exons. Gene Ontology annotation, molecular function: Hsp70 protein binding; nuclear import signal receptor activity.
GGAAGGGAAGUCAACAUCCCUUUGGAGCCAUGAACCUCCCUCAGACGCCAACGGUGGCCCAGAUUGGAAUCUCAGUGGAACUGCUGGAGAGCCUGGCCCAGCAGACUCCUGUUGCAAAUGCUGCUGUGUCAUCAGUAGAUUCCUUCACGGAGUUCACUCAGAAGAUGUUGGAUAACUUCUAUAACUUUGCUUCCUCGUUUGCUGUUACUCAGGCACAGAUGACCCCAAAUCCCUCGGAAGCUUUCAUUCCUGCAAACGUAGUUCUGAAAUGGUAA